Symbiodinium natans is the source of this 1770-nucleotide messenger RNA. Lineage: Eukaryota; Dinophyceae; Suessiales; Symbiodiniaceae. The record is from the annotation of a GenBank genome assembly.
AUGUCGGGCCGGCGAAUUUCGGUCAGAUCCAUGUCCACGAGCCCUAAAAACGAUGCCUUUGAAGAGCUGCUCCGGCAGCUACGAGAGUGCCACCGCAGCGAGAUGCAGCUCCUUCGGGAGGAGCUCCUCACCGUGCCGCCGCAUUCAUUGGCCGCAGCUUUCGACGAGCCGAAAGAGCCGAGGGAGGCGCAGGGGCCGAAGGAGGCGGAGGAGCUGAAGGAGUCGAAAGAGCCGAUGGAGUGGAAGGAGCCGAAGGAGGAGGGGAGCGAGGCACACAAAGCAAACCAGGCAAUCGAGAACGCCGAAGACAUGCCGCUGACCUUGAGCCACCCUAUGAGCGUGCGGAGCAAGUCCUUUCAAGAUGCACACAACAUGGACAACCAGAAGGGCUGGGAGCAGGGGAAGUCCCAGCACGUGGGCCCAAUGGCGAAGAAGCAGCCCCCGCCCCAAAUCCCGAGCUCCAGCAGGUCGGACGCCACCUUCCGAGCUCGGCUGCAAAAAAUACUCAGGCACCCUGCAGUUGACUGCACCAUGAGCUUCCUCAUCGUGUGCAAUACCCUGGUGUUUGCUUUCGAAGCGCAGUAUCGGGGCUUCGAGCUGGCCGAGGCCCUGGGGUUCAAAGCAGACGAGAUCUCUUUAGCUGCUCAUGAUGCGUGGCCAGGUGCCCGUGAUGUGUUCCCGGCCAUGGAGAUGUUCUUCGGCAUUAUCUUCACGAUCGAGGUCGCACUGCGGCUCUUUGCCGAACGCUGUGCAUUCUUCAAGGAAGGUUGGAACUGGCUUGAUGCCAUCGUGGUCUUUGUGUGGCUGUUUGGGAAGCUUUGGCGCACACUUCCGGUGAACAGUCAGAUUCUCCGGCUUGGCCGUCUCUUUCGCCUCCUUCGGAUGCUGCGCCUGGUGCGGCGCAUGAAGGAAUUUGAUGCACUCUUCUUGAUGACUACCGCCAUCCGCAGCAGCUUCAUGGUUCUUGGGUGGACGAUUACUCUGCUCUUUGUCUGCCAGAUGCUCUUCGCGCUUAUCGUCCAGCAGCUCCUUUAUGGCUUCUAUUUCGACGCCUCCGCGGACCAGGCAGGCAAAGACGCACAGCUGCGCGUCUUCGAGUACUUCGGAACCUUUACGCGUGCACUGCUGAGCCUCUUCGAGAUGACCCUUGCAAACUGGCCUCCUGUGUGUCGAUUGCUGAUGGAAGAAGUCAGCGAGUGGUGGAUGAUCUUUUGCUUGUUCCACAAGCUGACUAUGGGCUUCGCGGUGGUUGGCGUGAUCAAUGGUGUGCUGAUGCAAGAGACGUUCAAGGUAGCUCACAUGGACGACACUGUCAUGGUCCGCGAGAAGCAGCGUGCCAUGCGCACACAUGUGGCGAAGAUGUCGGCCCUUUUCCAUGAUGCCGACACAUCUGGUGACGGACGCCUGGAUAUGGAAGAGUUCAGGCACAUCUUGGAGCACUACGAAGUCAAGAUUUGGCUAGCCGCCAUGGACUUGGACGUCAGCGACGUGGAGGAGUUGUUUGACAUGCUGGACACUGGUGGUGAUGGCCGACUUUCGGCAGAGGAGCUGGUGAACGGUGUGUCGCGACUUCGGGGAGCUGCCAGGGCCAUGGACAUGAAGAGGAUCGCGCAGGUGAGCGAGAAUCUUGAGCAUGGGUUGCACGACUUGGCGACGAUAAAGCCCAUGAUCCACAAGAUUCAUCGAAAGCACAGGGAGGAGGAGGAGGAUGAAGUCAGGAGCGAGGUCUCAGCCCUUCUGAAAGACGAGGAGAGCACAGUGGCCAUCUGA